CACCUGUCAUACUUGUUUUUGUUGAGUACGCAGAGAAAGUGCAUUUUACGCAAAAUAAAUACGAUUACACCUUAUAUUAAGCUAUCAAAUGGAUUCUAACUGCUCGACGCACUAAUUAACUUUCUAUUUGCCGCUAAAGUUUAUUAACAUUGCACUUGCGUGCAAUGGAAGGCACGGCGGCGCUCCGCGGCGCGGCGCCGCGCUGGAGCCUCGCCGGCGACCAGCAGCUCUUAGACCUUCUGCAGGACAUACACCAGAGAAUAAUCUCGAAAUGCAACGAGACAAACCGGAGACUGGAGGAGAUGUCGCGGGGGCUCCGAGACGCCAGCGUCAACUUGCAGAACGUCAAUAACAAGUUCCUAGCUCUGAGCAACACGCAGUUUGUAGAGAGCCGAGUGUACGAGGACGACGCCGAUGUGGCACCCCCCGCCGUCGAGAAGGAACUGCCAAAAGCUAAAGACCUAGCUUCAGACCUGACCAAGCUGAAAGAGAGCCUGCAGAUCCUGGAGAGCUACCACGAGCCCCUUCUCAUUGUGAGGGACAGUGACAGCGAUAGCGAUAGUGAUGAGAACGAUGAUAGAUUGGUUCUGAAGCCAAAAGACCUGUACGCGGAUAGACCUCUGCCCUACAUCAUAGGCUCGCAAGCGUGGAAGAGCAAAUGGCAUGCAGGCUUGGUCCCUGAUGAUAGCGACUCCGACAGCUCAACAUCGAAGGUCGAAGAAGUGGAGCAGUAUUCAGAGUCUGAGGAAGAACGCCCUGUGGAACACUAUAUACCUGAUAGGACGAUGUCAACAAGCACGUUGUCUCUACAAUCGGAAGCGCCCGUCUCUGUCUCUCCUAUACGUCCGUCCCCUGCCGCUGUGGCGGCGGACUUAGCGCGACGACUGGGAGGAGAUAUUAAGAUACCAGAAAGAGAGCCGAUGGACACCCAACCGGAAACAGUUCCCCGGAAGUUGUACAAACCACAGGAGCCGUUAACUACAACAAUCUUCCCCGAGGAGCCUCCGCCACUAGACGACCAAUCAAGCGACGACGAUAUUUUCGCGGAGCUGCACAAAACUCAACCUAAACCCCAUAGCAAUAGGGUCGACGAUCUGUUUGACUUUAGCAACAAGCCGAGUGGGCUCGAAGAAGCGCUGUUUGGAGCGCCAAAGGUACAAACAAACCAAAACAUAGACAAACCUCUAUUCCCUGAAGAUUCGGAACCGGAAAUACCAGAAACAACAAAGACAGUAAUUAAAGAACAACCCGAAGACAAUGUCAAAAAACCAGUUGGCGGCAUAUCCUUAUUCGGCACAAACAAGCACGCUGAAAGCAUAGGGGCGGCCAUCUUGAAACGGAACCGCCGGAAAUCAUCCACUUCCGGUGACGAAAGCAACACUGAGGAGGUCCAAGUCAAAGAACCCGUCAAAGAGGUCAAAGAAAAGAAAGAGAGGGAUAUAUUCGAUGAUCUAUUUGCUAAAUCUGAGAAACUAAAUAAAAAGAAUGUCAAACCUGAAGUGGUUAAAACAAAACCCGUGCAAAAAGAAGUGACUCAACCUAAAGAAGCUAAAAAGGACAUAUUUAGUGAUAUAUUUGAUGACAUAGAUGAUAUAUUCUCUAGUGAUAUUGUGGUACAGGUCAAACCUAACGUUAAUAAAAAUGAUAAGUCCCUGUUCAGUGAUGAUGAUGAUUUAUUUGAUGAAGUGUCAACGGCUAAAAAAGAUAACACAGUCAGUGAACAAUCGAAUUCGUAUGGUGCUAAGCCAAAAGUGGCUACUUCAUCUGGUGUUACUAAUGUUGAAAAAGGUGAUGCUAAAAAGGAAAAUAAGGUCAUUAAGGAAAUAAAAGAAACAAAAAGCAUAUUUGAUUCAGAUAGUGAUGAUGGAUUAUUUGCGAAUAUUUCUGAAGAUGUUAAACGUAAUAUAGAUAAAGAGAGUAAACCUGUUGUUAAUAAACUUAAAGAUCAUUUACUUGAUGACGAUGAUGAUGGAUUGUUUAUCAAAAGUACCAAACCGAAUGUUGCUAAAAACAUUGGUAAAGUGACUGAACUUAGUAAGAAGGCCUUGUUUGAUUCCGAUGAUGAGCUGUUUAAAGAUACGAAAAAUUUAAAAAAAGCAAAAAUAUCUCAAACCAGUCCAAAAAUGACUGUAGAUGCAAAUAUGGAUGAUCAGUUAUUUACACCAGCUAAUGAUAAACCUGAAAAACAAUCAGACAAACUCGAUAUAAUUAAUUCAGUAAAUGUUAAGCGCAAUGAAGUUAAAAGUACUCAAGAAAUUAAUAUUCCUACAGUACAGCCGACAGUGACAGAUAGUAUAAACAAUGACAUUGAUAAUGAUAUACCUUUUGAAUCUCAGAAAGAAUCAACUCCAGAAUCUAGCCAUGACGGUUUUGAUGAUGAUGAUACAAUAGAAUCAACUUUCAAAAAUAAUGACAAAUCUGCAGAUGUCGAACAAGAUUCCAAAAAUAAAGGCAGUAGUGGCCAAAUUAAUGAUGACAUGUUUAGUAAACCAAGUGAGCAUACACAUUUUAGCGAAAAUAUUUUAAAAACUACAAGAAUAGCAGCAGACGAGGAAAAUAUACCAGAGAAAGAACCAAAUAUUUUUAACGAGUCUGAUGAUGAUCUGUUUAGAAGUAAACCGAAAAUUCCUAACACUGAUAAUGCUAAACAAAAUCAACAAACGACAAUUGAACCACAAACAUCAAAUUUAUUUUCAAGUUCUGACAAAAAUGAUAUCUUUUCUGAUAUUUUUGAUGAUGUACCACCGGUUUUUGAAAAACCUAAAGAACCUAAAAAAUCUAAAAACGUCAAUGCUCUUUUUGAUGACGACUCCGAUGAUGAAGCUUUGUUUUUCAAGAAAAGUGAUAUCAUCACCGACGAGAAACCAGAUUUUAGUCCUAGCGAGGAAAGAUUUGGCAUUUUCAAUGAUGAACCGCCUGCGAUAGAUGUCGAUUUUACUCAAAAACCAAGUAAAAAAGAAGAAGUAAAAGAAGCUCUAAAAACGGAAAAGGUACCUUCAAUGAUAGAUAGGACUGACAGUGUUUCAGCUAAAACGGUUGAGACUGAAAAUAUCAGUAAGUCAGCUGAAGAAAGCGAUAAUUUACUAAGCCGCGACGCUCAUGAUACCACAGAUAAUACAUCUAAAGAACCCAAAAAAGUCGGUAAACUUAAGCCUAUGAAUAUCAACAUAAAUGUUAACUCGCUCUUACCAGGAGCUUCUCCUAAAAAGAAACAGGUUGAAAAUGUCGAAGCUAAGCAAGAACACACAGCAAGUAAUGAAGAAUUAUAUAAAACCGAUAAAAUCGAACCUAAAAUGUUAAAAUCUAUAAGUUUUGAUGAUCCAGAAAUAUUAGAUAACAAAAUAUCAAAGGAAAGAGCUAAAAUACAAGUGAAAAGACGACCAUCGACUAGGCGAGCUAGGAAAGAAGCUGUCAGGAAAUCUGCCAUCGAUUUUACAGAUUCAAGUUUUGAUAGCUCUAAUGAUAACAGUACUAAAGAUGAAGUCAAAGAGAAAGUAGUAAAAACAGUGUAUAUUUUGAAUGAUGAUGACAUUUUUGGCUCCACGAAAACAUAUGAUAAAAGUAUGGAACCUGCGAAGAAACAUUUGAACAUAGUUGAUUCUGAUGAGGAAUUAUUUAAAAAACCAGAAAAGAAAACGGAUAAAGAUAAUAUUAUAAUAACUGACAGUAAAGCUGUUGAACAACCUACUGUUGAAAAGAAUGAUUCGUUUGAUUCUAAUGAGAUUGAUGAUAUGUUUAAGAAAUCAAUUAAUACGAAAGAUAUUUCAAAUGAUGAAGUAGAUAAAGUAGAUAAGGUUGCUCCAAAUGAAGAGAAAGCCGAUAAUGUAGCUACAGUAGUUGAUGAAAUAAAGAGAGAAAGUGUCAGUAAAAGGUCGGAAAAUAAAUCAUUUUUAGAUUCGGACGACGAUGAUGAUUUAUUUAGACCGACCAAUAAAAAAUCAUCAGUAAACACAACCAAUGAGACUGAUUCUGAUGAAAAACUAUUUAAAACUGCUCAAACAACUACAACAGAUACUCAAAAAGUGAAAGCUCCUAGUCUAUUUUCGAAUUCAGACGAUGAAGAUUUAUUUAAAAUAAAAACUAAAAUAACUAAACCAGAGUUUAAAACCAAUAUCAGCUCCGAUGAAGAUCUAUUUCAAAAUAAAGGUAUUGGCACUUUGGGCAAAGUUUACAAUAGAACUAAAGAUAAUAUCAAAGAAAGUAAAACAGAGGUAAAAGACACACAUAACAUAUUUGACGAUUUCCCAGCAAAGACAAUAGAUAGAAAUAUAGAAGAAAUACAACAAAUUAAAGUAAAAGAACCAAUAGUAGAGACAGUAAAAGAAAAUGUGGAGAAAGCGAAAAAAUCUAUACUAGACGAUUUGAGCGACGAAGAUGAUUUGUUUAAAAGUAAAACGAAAUUGUUAAGUAAAAAGGAUAAGAGCCUUUUCGGAGAUGACGGUGAUGAUGAUGAUCUAUUUGGGACCAAAUCUGUUAAAGAAAUCAAACCGGAUGUAACGGUCACCCUUCCUGUGAAGGAGCCUAAAGCUGCGGAGCCGGUCUUCGUGGACCCCCUGUCGCUGUUCGGCGAUGAUGAUUAACACCUCCACUGCCAAGGACGUCAACUGACGCGGCUACAACCCAAUAUCAACCUUCGUGCGUUCGUACAAGGUUCAUAAUGACAGGCGGACUAAAAUUAUAAUUCAUUUGGCAGAGUUAUUAGUAAUUUAGUUACCUUUUUAGGGUUCUGUACCCGAAGGGACCUUAUUACUAAGACUCCUCUGUCCGUCUGUCUGUCUGUCACCAGGCUGUAUCUCAUGAACCGUGAUAGCUAGACAGUUGAAAUUUUCACAGAUGUAUUUCUAUGAUGAAAUACAGCAUCUGUGAAAAUUUGAACUGUCUAGCCAUCACGGUUCUCGGGUUACAUUACACACAGCGGACAGACGGACAGCGGAGUCUUAGUAAUAG
Cydia fagiglandana is the source of this 4947-nucleotide messenger RNA. It is a transcript of the gene FAM21, whose product is annotated as WASH complex subunit 2. Lineage: Eukaryota; Metazoa; Arthropoda; Insecta; Lepidoptera; Tortricidae. The record is from RefSeq and is a predicted model, not a curated record. The coding region runs from base 165 to 4580 and encodes 1471 amino acids. The transcript has 13 exons.